Messenger RNA from Exophiala xenobiotica, 799 nucleotides. RefSeq lists its product as uncharacterized. NCBI's taxonomy places the organism in Eukaryota, Fungi, Ascomycota, Eurotiomycetes, Chaetothyriales, Herpotrichiellaceae. Bases 8 to 691 code for a protein of 227 amino acids. The transcript has a single exon. The record is from RefSeq and is a predicted model, not a curated record.
GUUCGCUAUGAGCCACAUGACUCAUCUUCGAACACAACGCAACGACGGAAUCGAAGAUGAGGUGGAUUGUCGGAAAAAAUCCGUCGCACGCUGCUUGUUCCUCAAAAUUGCAGAGAACUUUUCCAGAACUUAUAACAAGGGUCCUUUCAAAUUGAUCUGCGAUGACCUACGUCCUUCGAACGUGAUCGUCGAUGAUGAAAUGAACCACCGUUGUGUUAUUGACUGGGAGUUUUCCUAUGCCGCUCCAGCUGAGUUCACAUACUGUUCACCAUGGUGGCUCCUGUUGGCACAUCCAGAUGACUGGGCAGACGGCCUUGAUAGCUUUUUAGCUCAAUAUCUCCCUCGACACGAGAUCUUUUCGCAGGCCUUGAAAGAGUCAGAAGAUGAGGAGAUCCGGUGUGGCACGCUUUCCGAAUCUCAACGUUUGUCGGAAGAAAUGGCACCAUCUCUACAGAAUGGAACAUUUUGGUUCUGUUUGGCGGCCACUUCGAGCUUUGCCUUUGACGAUAUCUGCUGGCGCUUCAUUGAUCCAGAAUAUUUUGGCACACUAACUUCCAUUGAGGAGCGGAUCGAGUUGUUGAGCUCAAAAGAACGGGACUCUCUGGUGGAAUUCGUCCGUGUCAAAACACAACAGGCAGAGGAGAGAAUGUUAGACGAAGAUCGUACCCUGGAUGAGAUUCUCGCGUCUUAAGCGCGUGUCAGAUGCUAUGGUGGGAUAAAUGCUAGCUCCAAGUUCGUCCAAUCUUGAUAGUCAUCCGAGUCGAGGUGUCGUGCACCUGCAUCACCAGAAACUACUUCG